AUGAACAUUGAAGACUCUGCAUUGAACUUUCCACUCAAAUGUAUGAUAUGCAAAAAUAUCAUUAAUCAAAAAGAUGAAUUAAAUAAACAUUCAUGUUUUUGUAACUACCCAAAUAUUAGUGUGGAUGAUAGUGGUUACGUAUGUCCACAACUUGAAGACAUCGAAGAACUUCUUAUAUCUAAUGUAAAAAAGAGAAGAGAAUUAUGGGAUUACAGAUUACCACUUACAUCAAGAUCUCGAGAUGUAAUUGCAAAACACUGGCAAGAAGUAUCUAAGGAAUUAAAUGGAAUUCUAACGCCAGAGGCUGCAUCUAAAAAGUGGCGAUAUCUCAAAGAUUCCUACAUGCGUAUCCGUAAUGAUAUGAUAAAGAAAAAGAGUGGCUCAGCAGCAAGUAAGGUUAUUAAGUGGAAGUGGUAUGAAUUUAUGGAAUUCUUACACGAUAUACAGGAUUUACGUAGUACUACUACCAAUUAUUUAAGUAAACAGAACGAUUCUGCGUCAAGUGAAAUAUCUGGACCUGAAGAUACUGUUGUAAUGAAGAAACGACGAACAUCGGAUAAUGAAGUAUCACUCAUUAUGAAAGAACCAGUAAAAAUAGACGCAUCGUCGUUGCAACAAAUGCGACAAGAAGCUACAGUAUCUGCAUGUGUACCCACACCUGUACCAUUACAAGAUAAUAUUAGUCACAUAAUGAAAUUAAUAGAAAAUGUAUACGUGAAUUUCCAGGUAAUGAAGCAUUUUCUUAUGGGCUACAAUUAUUACAAUUAGUUUCAGAAAAAAAAGAUCAGUUACAUAAGAAACUAUGAGUCUUGUUGUGUUUAUUCUACGUAUGUUGUAAGUGUUAAGUUAUUUAACAUUAUAAAGACUGUUUUUUAUUAGAGGAAGAA
Molecule: messenger RNA, 887 nt
Organism: Trachymyrmex cornetzi
Lineage: Eukaryota; Metazoa; Arthropoda; Insecta; Hymenoptera; Formicidae
Exons: 5
Coding region: 1-768 (255 amino acids)
Biological process (GO): regulation of transcription by RNA polymerase II
Cellular component (GO): transcription regulator complex; nucleus
Source: RefSeq, a predicted model, not a curated record